AUGUCUCCUAACCUAUUGCAAACUUACUCUGAAGCAAUUCAUGACAAAGGUGCCGCCUUGGAAAACUGUUUCGGCUUUGUUGAUGGAACGGUUCGUCCCAUAUCAAAACCAGGAGUCAAUCAGAGAGCUGUUUACAAUGGCCACAAGCGCGUUCACGCCCUUAAAUUUCAAUCCUUGGCCCUACCAAAUGGAUUGAUUUGCCAUCUGUUUGGACCAGUAGGUAAGGGUAUAUUCAUUCAUUUUUUAUGGUGGGAUAGUACCGUAGCUGUUUUUACUUGGAGAGACAUUUUUAUCACUUAUGUGAACUUAAAAGUUAGAUUGAUUUCUUUUCUCAUAAUGUUAAUCUGACGUUUCUUGAUGACUCCCUCCUGGUCUCUCAAAUCAGAGGUAUUUUCAGUAGCUCCCACUUUCAAUUGUUAUUAGAGGAAAUGGUUGUCCUGUCACCACAGACAAAUAAAUUAUAAAUUCUGACUUAUAGGCCAUAAGUACCUGGACUGUAAGAAUAAUAGCCAGCGAAUCCUAUGUUGUUUUUUGCCUACUCAAUUACUAAGGUAAUCAAUGGUCUAUAUAGGUAACAGUUUGUCAGCCAGCCAAUGUGUGACUGAUUGUGGUUCAAAAUUAAUUUUUUUGGCUCUUGUUCAGAGGGACGAAUGCAUGAUGCGAGAAUGCUAGACACAUCUGGCCUCUAUGUUGACCUGGCACAGUUCGCCUUUUCCCCUGCUGGACAGGAGAUGUGUAUCUACGGGGAUCCGGCAUAUCCUCUACGUACCCAUCUGCAGUGCCCCUUCAGAAAUGGGGUGUUUACAAGACAAAUGGAAGAG
Messenger RNA from Porites lobata, 821 nucleotides. Lineage: Eukaryota; Metazoa; Cnidaria; Anthozoa; Scleractinia; Poritidae. The record is from the annotation of a GenBank genome assembly.